Aplosporella prunicola CBS 121167 is the source of this 538-nucleotide messenger RNA. RefSeq lists its product as uncharacterized. The transcript is spliced from 2 exons. The record is from RefSeq and is a predicted model, not a curated record. Bases 59 to 298 code for a protein of 79 amino acids. NCBI's taxonomy places the organism in Eukaryota, Fungi, Ascomycota, Dothideomycetes, Botryosphaeriales, Aplosporellaceae.
AAUACCUACUAACUGUACGACAUAAACUUCUUCCAUCACUUGCCUCUGAUAUUACAAAAUGUCUCUUACAAGAACACCAUCUACCUCAUCUCUCAACUCUUUUCUCACGGGGACGACUCUCCGAAACGACACCGACUCAUCCUCAUCCCCGUCCCCAUCCCCGCAUGAGCCCGCCUCGCUUCCCGGAAUAGUCGCGCAUCUCAAAUGCAAGUACCGACGAGCGCAGCGGCGCCGCAAAUUCACCGUCGUCCCCGCCCGCCAGCGCCACGACAGCAUCCACAAGUUUUAUUGGCGUUAGCUAUGGACAUGUAGGUCGGUGCUGCACCUGCUGACGCAGGUACCCAGUGUCAUGUCAUGUUGACGGCCGAGCUACAGUAAACAGACUUCGCUUGAUUCGUCCGUCGUGCGAGGAGAGUACCCAUUUGGAUUCUACUGGCGUUCUGGCAUGGUGUCUUCUAACUACCUAAUCUAUAUCAAAUGCACGCUCAUUAUCUCCUUUAUACCAAUCUCUUCAUCUCCUCCAACUCUCUGUCGACUC